GGGUGGGGGUGGGGGUUGAGUCCAGUCUCUGAACGCUCAUACAAACACUCCUCCAGGACGCAGGACGAACGGAGGACGCGCGUAAAAGCAACCGAGCUGCUUCCCUUCUGCACUCAGCGACGACGUUCACACUCACCCAGCGUGUCAAGCACUAAAGUCGGGACUUUAAUGCGUUUUCUGGGUGCGAUUCUUUGUUUUCAACUUCACGUUCAACCGUUUUGUUUUGUUUGUUUUUAAUUCUCUCAAGCGAACCGGAGGUGCCUUUUGUAUGAUGCUCGGAUACCACAGGAGUGUUUCCUCCACGCUUUGGAUACAUAAUGUGAGGAUUGGUGUCGGAACAAAGCAGGACGCUGCGUAAAGGAUCCCCUGACCUCCAAAGUGUGACCAGUGAAGCUCGUUUCAGUUUUCCCCCGAAGCGCGGAAUGGGGCCGUCAUCUGCACUGCUUCUCAUCGCUUUUUUGGGCUGGGCUGAAGGUUCCUCUCGUCACCACUCGGACGGUCGUUCCAGCCGACUGUCCCUGGAGAAAACCUUUGGUCGCUUGGUCAAAGAUUCCCGGUGCCAACACAUGCUGAAGCACCUCCACAAUGGAGCACGAAUCACUGUGCAGAUGCCUCCAAACAUUGAAGGUCACUGGGUGUCCACCAGCUGUGAGGUGAGACCAGGUCCGGAGUUCUUGACGCGCUCCUACAGUUUCUUCUCCAACAACACCUUCCAGGCUCACCAGUUCUACUACGAGGACAACCACUGCACCAAACCCACCUAUACUCUUGUGAUCAGGGGUCGUCUGCGCUUACGCCAGGCCUCCUGGAUCAUCCGUGGCGGCACCGAGGCAGAGUACCAACUCCACCGCAUCCAGAUGGUUUGUCACACAGCCACCGUGGCCAAAGAGUUCAGCCAGAGGUUCAACCGCAGCUGCACAGGGGCUGUGAAGGGCCCUUGGGAGCCUAAUAUGAUCCACGAGCUGUGGAGCGAGGAGGGCGACUUUGACUGCUCCAGGGAGCUUAAUUUUGCCAUGCAUGAGCUGCAGCUGCUGAGGGUGGAGAAGCAGUAUCUGCAUCACAACCUGGAUCACCUGGUGGAAGAGCUGUUUCUGGGAGACAUCCACACUGAGCCAUCCCAGAGGCUGUACUACAAACCAUCCAGCUACCAGAUGGCCCUGCAAAACGCCAAAAACCAUGACCAUGGCUGCAUCGCCUGUCGUAUCAUCUACCGCUCGGAUGAGUUCCACCCUCCCAUCCUGCCGCCGCGGGCCGACCUGACAGUCGGGCUCUACGGUCAGUGGGUGAGCCAACGCUGCGAAGUUCGCCCUGAGGUCCUCUUCCUCACCCGUCACUUCGUCUUCCACGACAACAACCACACCUGGGAGGGCCACUACUACCACUACUCCGACCCCGUCUGCAAACACCCCACCUUCACCAUCUACGCCCGCGGACGCUACAGCCGAGGCCUUCACUCCACCAGCGUCAUGGGCGGGACGGAAUUUAUCUUUAAAGUGAAUCACAUGAGAGUGACUCCCAUGGACUUGGCCACCACGUCCCUCCUCAACGUCUUCAACGGUAACGAGUGUGGAGUGCAGGGGUCCUGGCAGGUCGGGGUGGAGCAGGAUGUCACUGUGACCAACGGCUGCGUGGCACUUGGCAUCCGACUGCCCCACACAGAGUACGAGCUUUUCCGCAUGGAGCAAGACGCCCACGGCCGCUACCUGCUGUACAACGGCCAGCGUCCCAGCGACGGCUCCAGCCCGGACCGGUCGGAGAAGCGGGCCACGUCCUACCAGAUGCCCCUGGUGCAGUGCUCCGCAAGCAGCCAGCCGUCCGAGCACGGCAGAACGGACGGCGGCGACAGACCUCUGCAGCACCACAAUGACUGCACAGGAUGUCACAGGGGUAGUCAGAAAUACGUCACGGUGGCUCUCGCAGCCUUCGUCACGUCUCUGCUUCUCUGCUGGCAAAGCUAGAGAGCAGUUUGGUCUUUCUCUACUUAAAAAGACACGAGACAAGAGUGAGGAUUACAAGAGGGGAGAGCAAGACUGCUUGUUAAAACAGCAAAUUUAAACUGUUGGCUUCUCUCGUGUGAAAGAGGAUGAGAGCCGGUGCCACUGAUCCUCUUCUCCGAGCUACCAAAGACUCGACACUGCCGCACCACAGAAACUGCACUUUAGAGUGGAACCAAAGACCAACCUGUCUGUUUCCACAGAUACACAAAGAUGUUCAUAUAUCCACACAGACCUGAGAGUUAUGUUUUAUACAGUGUAUUUACCUACAACUAUCAAGUAAUUUCUUGGUACUGCAAAAAGACACGAUUUUAAGUGUAGAAAUUUUUCCCGUAACGACAAGAAGCUCCGUGUCUCGAGAAGACGUACUUGUGGAUAGUCACCGUUUACAGUAAAAGGGAACUACAUUACUUGUGUUAAAGCAUUUUCUUUAAAUAUUGCCUUUCAGUACAGCGAACUCAUCUUUUCCACAUUAAUAGCAAGUUAUUUUGGAUACAAUAAAACUAGUAUCUUCCGUUAUGAAGAGAGACAUUUUUACUCCCUCACUGAUCAGACAGCUGCAUCUUCAUUGGCCGACACUCAACCUCGUUUCCACUGGGGCCCAUUUUGAUAAAUAAGAUAAGGAAACUGCACCUGAAAAACUGGCCUAUAAACGGCCGUUCUCCUCAUAAAGACUUAAGAUAUGCCAUAAAACUUGGACAAUAUGGCUAAGUUCAGAAAAUGAUUUGAGAAUAUUUUCUAAUAAUAUUGAAAAAAAAAAAAAUCAAAUCAAUGCAAUGAAGUGGGUUCCAUUUGUGUCCACUUUGGGGGCUAAUUGUAUCUUAACAAUAUGAUUAAACUUAAGGUAUCUAAUCAGGGGUUUGACUAUUUUUGUGGUAAAAAUUAGCACUUUGGUGCAUCGUCAAAGUUGAUCAACUGCCUCAGAUUUUGAAAAACAUUUGUGCCAUUACAACUAAAGAUAGACUCUGGUUUCCAGGUUGUGUAGCUCCUUGAAAAAGUCUUCCACUAAGAAACCUGUAAAAUAAUAUAAAAUAAACUCAUCUCCUCCCUAAGUUCAUUUCUAAACUUGAGAGUGGAAUAAGUUAAAAAUACCUUCCAUGGGAUUAAGGACACCAGGCGAGGAGCAGUAUUUGGACCCAUCAGUUUUCGUCCCGAUUGUGAUCUUGCUGCAGGCCCCUGUGAUGUCGUCUCUGCGCUGAUUGUGGACCAGUACCUGUUUGGGAACUUACCAGCAUGCUUCUGCCAUUAAGAAACUUUAAGACUGUUUGGAGAAAGGACAUCACAACAUGCUCUUAUUUCUGCAAUAGGAAAACUACAGGACUAAUUCCUCACAGCCACUUUUGACAUCAGCGGUUCAGAAUCUUAUUCACAGACUAGAAGAUCCUGUACGAGGCUCCAAGAAAUGUCUUUGUAACUGGAUACAUGUAUAAGAUUAAAGGUUUGAUACUCCUCCGCGUU
Scatophagus argus is the source of this 3452-nucleotide messenger RNA. Its product is annotated as protein APCDD1-like. Lineage: Eukaryota; Metazoa; Chordata; Actinopteri; Scatophagidae. The record is from RefSeq and is a predicted model, not a curated record. Gene Ontology annotation, molecular function: Wnt-protein binding. Bases 423 to 1958 code for a protein of 511 amino acids. The transcript is spliced from 5 exons. Gene Ontology annotation, cellular component: plasma membrane. Gene Ontology annotation, biological process: negative regulation of Wnt signaling pathway.